AUGCUCACCAAACCCCUGACCCUCAACAUUGUUCUGCACACCACCACCACCAUAAACCCCUCAAACCGCCUUCCAGCCCCGGUCUCAUUCACCCUCACCAUUCCCACUCCUGCCACAACAGCCGUCGCUGACCUCCCCCAACUUUGCGCCUCAUGGAAAGCCGACGGGGAAACAGAUAUCGGAAAAGGGACGCAAGGAGACAGAGAGGGCGAAACGAUACGGGUGUGGAACAGCCAUGGCAGUGUUGUGUUGGGGAUGUAUAUGGUGGGGGAGGCUUUUGGGGAUGGUGAGGUUGUAUAUGUUGGCGGUGGUGGGGUGGAGGAUGGGUUAGGGCGUGGUGCCAACGGUUCUCAAACGCCGCAAACGAAUAAACAUAGGAGCGUGGAGCGCAAGCGAAAGCGAAAUGCCGCCGAUGACGAUAGCGAUACCGGCCCAACGAUUGGUGUCUCGAAUGGAACGAACAGAAGAAAGAGACGAGGGAGGAAGGGGUCGCGGGAGACCCGGCUGGGAAGGGAUGCUCCGCCGAGAAGGGAUAAUGGGACGCCAGGUUCACGAGAAGUGAGUGAGGAGAGCCGAGUUGAGGGUCGUAAACGAAAGCGCAACCACGGGUCGAAUGAGGAGUGCACAGGAACUACGACCGUGAUGCAGGAACCGGCUCCCACUUCCAAUAGUCGGCAGAUGAAGAAACAAAAGCAGACCGCCGCGAUGCCAUCGAAUGCAGUCAUCAGCGAACCGACUCCAUUCGCACUCAGCAGUCCAAUGUCUGUCACGGACGUCGUGGGAGUCCAGAAGAAGAAAAAAGCGAAUAGAAGAGGCGCCAAACGCAAAAAAGGGAAUACCAGCCUACCAAUCCUCAGUAACAUCCAACCCGAAACCAUGCCGGCGGACAGUUCCCGGUUUAUUCAGCCCUUGCCUUCGGUCUUGAAUGCCUUCCAACCCCUCACACCAACCCGCUCCCGCUCCCCAAGCACCGUCUCCUCGCCCACCACUUCAAGUCUCAUCGACGAUUUUGACGAGCCACCAACCCCACCCUCCCCAUCCAUACCCGACACGACCCUCUUCCACCUCCCAACCGCCUCCCAAGACACAGCCAUGCUCGACAACCAACUUUCCCUUCGCACGUAUUUGGACACCGGGGAGGUGGGGGACGGGGAGGUGUCGUCGCAGGAGGAACGCGGACUGGCUUUUGAGAUGGAGGGGUUGUUGGGUAUGGGUGUUAACUUGCCUGUGCUGACAAAGGAAAGGGGACAGGUGGAGACGAUUGGGAGGGGUAGGCCGGAAAAAGGGAGGGAUGUGUGGAUGCCGUGGUGA
Molecule: messenger RNA, 1311 nt
Organism: Fimicolochytrium jonesii
Lineage: Eukaryota; Fungi; Chytridiomycota; Chytridiomycetes; Spizellomycetales; Powellomycetaceae
Exons: 1
Coding region: 1-1311 (436 amino acids)
Source: RefSeq, a predicted model, not a curated record